AGUUUAUUUGUGUGGCCCUCUGCAGGCUGGUAAGGGGAUCUUGCGUACGAUGAGAGCGUCCAAUGAUGCGGUGGCGGACCUGGUGCCGGUGGACGUGGUCAUCAACGCCACACUGGCUGCUGCCUGGUACUCUGGAUCUCAGACACUCAAAAGGUCUAAAAACAUCAUGGUGUACAACUGCACCACCGGAGGGAUCAACCCGUUCCGCUGGGGGGAAGUUGAGUACCAUGUAAUAUCCACAUUCAAGAGGAACCCCCUUGAGCAGGCCUUCCGUCGGCCCAAUGUUAAUCUAACAUCCAAUCACCUUAUCAAUCAGUACUGGAUCGCCGUGAGCCACAAGGCUCCGGCCUUCCUCUAUGAUCUGUACCUCAGGCUGAUUGGACGAGAGCCCAGGAUGAUGAAGACAAUCACGCGCCUCCACAAAGCCAUGAUGGUGUUGGAGUAUUUCACCAGUCACUCCUGGGUGUGGAGCAACGAGAACGUCACCAUGCUGAUUGGCCAAAUGAGCCAAGAGGAUAAGAAGGUUUUCAAUUUUGAUGUGCGUCAGCUGCACUGGGCAGAAUACAUGGAGAGUUACUGUAUGGGCACCAAGAAAUAUGUCCUCAAUGAAGAGCUGUCGGGCCUGCCUGCUGCACGCAAACACCUCAACAAGCUGAGGAACAUCCGCUACACCUUCAACACCGUCCUGGUUGUGCUCUUCUGGCGCGUCUUCAUCGCCCGAUCCCAGAUGGCCAGGAACAUCUGGUACUUUGUGGUGAGCCUCUGCUUCAAGUUCCUCUCCUACUUCAGAGCGUCCUCCAGCAUGAGAUAAGGAUCCAGGCGACGGGUGGUGGGUGGGGGGACGAAUCAAUGAAGAAACACUGGCUGUGGAUGAUGAACGGUUCUUGACCUCAAGGCCCUCACUGUCCGUCUUUGGCCCUGCUUUGCCUGGAGGAUCAGAUGGACCCGUUUUACCCAGGAAACAGACAGAACCACUGGAGGCCACAGCCAUCUGAAUGUUGAUGUCUAGCAUUUCCUAAAACAGAGGGCAUGGAUCUAUCUCACUUGUACAACGCUCAGAUUAACAACUUUUGGACGAGUUAGAGAAGCAGGAGCACAAACCCUGUUCCUGUUGGUUUCCGUUAGCCCCGCCCCCCCCUCCCCGGUGCCGGCUGUACUGCUGCAGUCUUUGAGCUCCAACGCAUCCAAACUCACUCCACCUGGUCUGCCUGCUCGCCUGACUGCCUGAAACUAAGCUAUGCAUUGGAUGAAGCUUCGCUGCAGAACCCCUCCGUCUGUUUUCAGUCCUUCCAGUCUUCCUCUUCCCCCUCUCCUUUUCCUUCCUAUGUAACCUUUGAUUGCAAGAUAAGCAGUCAAACUGCAGUGUAAGUUAUAUUUCUCUGUCACCUGAAAACAUCUCAAUUUCUUUUCUACCUUGGCAUCUGUGAUUUGCUUUUUGUCAUUUAUUUUUCCUAGUUAGGCCUAUUCAAAUGUCUACAAGCAGGAUUUUUCUUUGAAGAAGAAUAGGUAGCUGUCAGCUUCUGGGGGUUGGAAGAGGGGUUAGAGGCAGCUAAAGGAAGAAUCUGUACUGACUCAGCGAAGGCUUGUUCAGGGAGAGGUAUCGCUGAAACUGCUCUCCCUCAGAAGCCCGAUUCUUACACCAAAGCCAUUUCACCCAGUGGAAUGUUUGCAGCUCUGUGAAGAGCAUGUUUCCAUUGCAGGGGCUUUGGGGGGGGGCUGUGCAGCACUCAGAGUUAUCUUUAAUCUUCCUGCUUGGCAAAAACACUGACAACAACCCCCCCCCCUGUAUAUCUCUGGCUAGUUCCAUAAUCGGUACAAUAUGGAUUGUAUAUGGCGGCUUUACCCUGUGCCUACACACUGAUUGUACUCUAAGGAAGCUUCUUCUUCUAGAGGUUUCCUUUAUGUCAUUCAUCUUAAAGCUCUUUUUGGCAAAGUACCUCUACCAGCUCAGAGGAUGGGGGGGGUGCAGUCCAGAGGAGACAUACUUUCAUUUAAGGCUUCUUUCAUUUAGUUCUGGUAGCCAUUUUGAUCAUGGAUACACAGUGGGGGGGAUGACUGUUAUGCAUUGCUUUCAGGUAGCUCCAACAGUAGCUCACAAUCUAUGUUCAAUUUCUCCUGUGUUUAAUUCCUUUGUAUGGGUCAUAAUUUGUCAUGUUACUAGUUAAUUUUCUAUAUUAGUUCUGUAACUGUAUAAGUAUGCAGGAUUUGCUUAUGCUAUUUAUAACCUGCUGUUAAACUCCGGGACCGUUCGGUUGCCUUCUUCAUCCUGUCUUGUUGCAUAAGAAAUGAGUUGUUUUUGUUCAGAUGAAUGAUUGUCUUGUUUCAUCAAGUUUCUCUGGGUUUUCUAUGAAUGAAUCAUCAUUGCCAUAUUGAGUCUCUGACCCACCUGAGGUUUACACUGUCUCCGGGGUCUGGAGCAGGCAGAGGGGUCUGAACAGCAGGGGGGGACCGUGCCCUCCUCUCUGGUGGUUUGCAUGUGUCUCAAAAUGUCUUCGCCAUAGUAGCUCCAAACGCCUACAUGUGGUAUCUCUCAACUUCACAGCAUGAGCCAUUUGACAAAGGAUCAUGUGACCUGGUGGAAGGAUGCACCCUUUUGGAAAGAUGUGUGAAUCGUGCCUGAACUUUUUAAAAUAUUCUAACAAUGUGAAAUUAGACCGGUUUUCUAAUUAUUUGAUGUACAGCUCUAUUUAGGUAGACUUCAAAUUACAGAUGUAUUUUUAUGCUGAUGACAUGCGUGGAUAUUUUACUGACAAGAAGCUUAUGGAUCCAACUUUAGCUGAUGUAAAUAUGUAAACAUGAGUGCAGUAUGUGUAGAGCUGAAUUGAAAUGUUAAAGGUUGCUUGUAACUUUGCUGUAUGUUCAUGUACUCUCAUUGUCUCUGAAUGUAACAGAAUAACAGCCUGACCUGUUUGCACA
Molecule: messenger RNA, 2916 nt
Organism: Notothenia coriiceps (black rockcod)
Lineage: Eukaryota; Metazoa; Chordata; Actinopteri; Perciformes; Nototheniidae
Product: fatty acyl-CoA reductase 1-like
Biological process (GO): long-chain fatty-acyl-CoA metabolic process
Cellular component (GO): peroxisome
Molecular function (GO): alcohol-forming very long-chain fatty acyl-CoA reductase (NADP+) activity
Source: RefSeq, a predicted model, not a curated record